AUGAUUCCAGUAGGAGUUCUUGGUGAUUUUAUUAAGACUCUGCCUCUAGGAAAGUGCAAAUCCCCUGUGUUUAGCGCAAAGAAGAAAGAACGAAUCAAUAUUUUGGGAACUUUAAGGCUAAAGCUUGAACAUAAGGGUGUAUCAGUUUAUGAUCUUGCGUAUAUUUCUGAGGAGAUCACUGUUCCACUUCUUAGCAGACGUUCCUGUGAAGAGCUGAACCUGGUGAGGAGAAUUUUUUCUGUAGAUUCACAUGAUAUUGACUGGGCUACUAAGUAUCCUAAUUUAUUUCAAGGGCUGGGAAAUAUGAAAGGAGAGUACAAGAUUGAAAUGAAGGAGAAUGCAGUUCCUUACGCUAUAUCCACCCCCAGGGUUGUACCAAUACCUUUAAAAACCAAGGUGAAAGAGCAGUUAGACGAUAUGCUUGAGAAAGGAGUGAUUGUUCCAGUUGAACACGCGACUGAUUGGUGCGCACCAAUGGUAGUUUGCGCAAAAAAGGGAGGUGGGGUUAGGAUCUGCGUAGACCUAUCCAAACUCAACAACAGUGUGAAACGUCGGUUUUAUCCUAUCCCAAAGAUCGAACUUUCAUUGGCCGAGAUCGCGGGAGCCAAGUACUUCAGCAAGAUCGAUGCGAAUUCCGGGUUCUGGCAACUGAACCUUGCAGAGGAGUCACAAGAUUACGAGUUUCAGCGCCGCAUGUCAAAAGCUUUAGAAGGGGCAAAGAACUGUUUAGUGCUCAUUGACGACUGUCUGAUAUGGGGAAGAACGAAAGAAGAACACGACGAGUGUCUUAGGGCCGUUCUAGAGAGAGUGCAAGCUAAUGGAAUCACCUUGAAUAAGCAGAAGUCGGAGUUCUGCAAGAAGACUGUGACAUUUCUGGGGUUUGUGCUGUCUAAGGACGGAAUCAAGCCUGAUCCAAGCAAGCUCUCACCGAGGCUACAGCGGUUCCGAAUGCGUAUGAUGAGAUACGAUUAUCGCAUGACCUGGACCCCAGGAAAAGACCUUGCCAUAGCAGAUCUACUAUCAAGAAGUCCUAUUCCGGCUGACGAAGAUGGCGAAUUGACCGAAGAAGUGGAAGCCUUCGUCCACGAAAUCAGUCUGAUUAGUAUAAACACUACAGAUGAAAAUGUGACAAAGGUACUUCACUCACAAAUGAGAGAUCCAAUCUGUGCACAACUUAAGUUACAAAUUUUAGACGAAUGGCCUGUAAAAUCAAGUUUACCUAAUGAGAUUCAAGAGUACUUUAAUGUGAAAUACGAGUUAAGUUGUAUUGAUGGGCUAUUGCUUCGAGGAACUCGGAUGAUAAUACCUCAAGAACUACGAGCGGAAAUGCUCGAGAGGCUUCACAGUGGACACUUGGGAAUCACAAAAACAAGGAAACGUGCUUUGGGAACCAUGUGGUGGCCUGGAAUUUCUCAAGAAAUAGAAAGGAAAAUCAAAUCGUGUCCAGUGUGUAUUCAGAACUCAACUAAUCACAGUGAACCAUUGAUUCCGAGAACUGUCCCGGAUUACCCGUGGCAAAAUGUGUCUGUUGACUUGUUCAAACACGAAGACAAGUGGUAUAUGGUUAUCGUGGAUCACUACUCAAGAUACUUUGAAGUCGAGGAAAUGCAUCGAAUGAGGGCUUCAGAUGUGAUUCGGGUUUGCAAAACCACAUUUUCACGUUUUGGAAUUCCUCAACGUGUUUAUUCAGAUAGUGGGACACAAUUUCACCAUAUUGACUCAAGUGAAUUUAAAUUGUUUGCAAAGGAGUGGGGGUUCUCCACAUUCAGAAGUAGUCCCCACCACCAUCAGGGAAAUGGGGCAGCUGAAGCAGCUGUGAAAGUAGCAAAAGGGCUAAUGAAGAAAAACAAGGAUAAAUUUGAACUUGCCCUACUUUCUUACCGGACCUCACCUCUUGAAACCGGCUUUUCCCCAUCUGAACUUAUGUUUGGAAGGAAAUUAAGAGACAAUCUUCCAUCUACUUUGGUUGGAAAUCCUGUGGAAAAUAAGAAUUUUCUUGAGAGGGAGAAUAAGUACCAGAAUAAGUACAAGAUACAAUUUGAUAAACGACAUGGAGCGAGUGGUUUAAGUGAAUUAGAAGUUGGAAGCAUGGUAUGGAUCACAGAUCUACGUCGACACGGUAAGGUAGUCAGGAAAUUGAACGAACCACGUUCCUACCUUGUGGAAACUGACAAGAGAACUAUUCGCCGAAACAGGAAGUUCUUAGUUCAUGCACCGUACUACGGAGGAGAUGGAAAUCUUUCAAACUGUUCAUCCAUGGUCCUUAAUCGUCCAUGCAACUCACGUGAUCGUCCAGGAGCUGGCACAGUAACCCGUUACGGAAGGUCCAUUAAGAAACCGAGGCGGUACUGA
Macrosteles quadrilineatus (aster leafhopper) is the source of this 2352-nucleotide messenger RNA. RefSeq lists its product as uncharacterized. Gene Ontology annotation, biological process: DNA integration. The record is from RefSeq and is a predicted model, not a curated record. Gene Ontology annotation, molecular function: nucleic acid binding. The coding region runs from base 1 to 2352 and encodes 783 amino acids. NCBI's taxonomy places the organism in Eukaryota, Metazoa, Arthropoda, Insecta, Hemiptera, Cicadellidae. The transcript is spliced from 3 exons.